Messenger RNA from Colletotrichum phormii, 2072 nucleotides. RefSeq lists its product as uncharacterized. Gene Ontology annotation, molecular function: zinc ion binding; DNA-binding transcription factor activity, RNA polymerase II-specific. The transcript is spliced from 2 exons. Gene Ontology annotation, biological process: regulation of DNA-templated transcription. Bases 384 to 1970 code for a protein of 528 amino acids. Lineage: Eukaryota; Fungi; Ascomycota; Sordariomycetes; Glomerellales; Glomerellaceae. The record is from RefSeq and is a predicted model, not a curated record.
CCCGCACCAACACUCUUCUCCUUCACCUUAUUUGCGAUAAGGUGAGGUCAGAGUGCCAGCAGUGCUCAGGAUACCACCGCGGACUCUUCCGAAUAGGGCCAUUUGCACCGUUUACAUGGGUGCGAGCAACGUUGCCAAGGCCAGGCAUGUCUGAAAAGCGUCCCGCCGAUUGGUUCGUUCGUGUCGAUCGGUCUGGGGAACUUUCUGUUGGAGCUACUACAUCGGCAUGAGCCUCAACCUCCAACUCUCGACUCACAUCAAACGCUCGUUGCCUAAGUCAAAAGAGGGGACGGAACUAGAAAAGGAACACAUAUCGUUAUCAACCGAACUCCGUCGUCGAGCGAGAUCGACCGCUUCCUCUUCCUAUUUCUGCACGUUAUAAGAUGGCCCGCAAAGGCAGCCGCAAGACAAGAACUGGCUGUUUUACCUGCAAGGUCCGAAAAGUCAAGUGCGACGAGGCCAAGCCAGAGUGUACACGGUGCUCCAGCACCGGCCGCAUAUGCGAUGGCUACGCGGACCCGGCCCGAGCCGUGUCGGACCAGCCCCGGCUGCUCAAGACCCAGAGCAUGUUCCCGAGCAUCACCAGGCAGGAGGGCAGGGCGCUGCAGUUCUUUUGCGAAUUGGUCGGGCCGAAUCUGCCUGGCACCACCGACCCUUACUUCUGGACGCAUCUCGUCAUGCAAUUCAGCCGGUACGAGCCCGCGGUGAGGCAUUCUAUCGUCGCCAUCAGCUCGCUGUACGAGGAUGUCGUCCGGGUCCAGGAUAGCCCCUUUGACGUGGGGAACGAACAAAUCCAGAACAACACCCUCGCGUUGCGUCACUACAACGCCGCGAUCAAUCAAUUGACCGUCAUGGAGAACCAGGGGUUGGUGUUGUUGGUGUGUCUCCUCUUUAUUUGCAUAGAAUUCCUGCAGUCUAACCGGGAGAUUGCCCUCCGUCACUGCGCUCACGGCACUGCGAUACUCGCCAGCGCCGAUUCUGCCUCGUACAAGUGGGUGGGGCAAUAUCUCACGCCAUUAUUCAGAAGACUGAGCUCAUUGCCCUUCUUCUUUGGGAGUGGACCGUCGGAUGUGCUCGAUUUGAGCAUUUCAAGAUACCCGAUACCGGACUUCUUUGAUAACUUUUCCGAAGCCGAGGGUAUGAUUGACGACGUAUUCAAUCAAGCGAUGCAAGUUAUUCGUCGCGGCGAUACGUAUCGCGUAGGGCAAAAGCAUGAUGUUCCAAUACCAUCAGAACUCCUAGAGAAACAGGAUAUAGUCUUAAGCCAACUGAACCAGUGGUACGCCAUGUUCACAGACCUCGAAGCCGGAAAGGGUCAAACGACUUCGAAAAGCUCAAGAUUCGGGCGCGCGUUUGCACUGGCGAGGUACCGCAUCUGCCUGAUCUGGUUGAGCAACGCAUUCGUCCGUUCCGAAAUGGGCUAUGACGACUUCCGCGACGAGUUCAGCAAAGUCGUCGAGGAGACGGCGGAAGCCGCUGCCGAACAAAACAGCACUGAUAUCAAAACGAGUCCCGCAUUCGAAAUGGGCUUCAUUGCACCGCUUUUCUUCUGCGCACAGCGGUGUAGGAACCUGAGUCGCCGACUGGAAGCCUUACGUCUUCUUAAGCUUCUCGCCGCACCCCAAGAGAACUUGUGGGAUAGGGACGGCAUGCACGCCCUGGCUCGAAGAAUUAUCGAAAUAGAGCACGGGGUGGAAUUGAGUAUUGAGGGUCGGGUUACUCCAGGGGUACAACCCAAAUACUCGGGCUUGCCACCGGAGACGACGAGGAUACAACAGUUCAACGUUGAAUUUGUCAGUGGACGCCAAAAGAAUCUUUAUGGACACGACGUACGCGGCUUCAAGGCGAUGUUAUUCAUGCGGAGUACGAGCGGCGAGAUUUAUCUUCGGCCCGAGACCUUAUUCGAAGAGAACCCUCAACUGCCUGAUGACGUGAGUCAAGGGCACAUAGGGGCAGUCCUUUUUCCAUAAGUUGCGAAAGCAAUCAGUUAAUGAACAUAUUAGAAAUACAAAUAGGAGCCUUGUGCCCCGCGCCCAAAAGAUCCCUGAUGUAAUGGAAAAAGAAUCAUUGGC